Molecule: messenger RNA, 9591 nt
Organism: Lates calcarifer (barramundi perch)
Lineage: Eukaryota; Metazoa; Chordata; Actinopteri; Centropomidae
Gene: efr3a
Product: EFR3 homolog A (S. cerevisiae)
Exons: 24
Coding region: 328-2790 (820 amino acids)
Biological process (GO): protein localization to plasma membrane
Cellular component (GO): plasma membrane
Source: RefSeq, a predicted model, not a curated record
GCUACAGGCUGCUAUAAUUAGCCCGUGUCCCCCGGGUCCCCGGUGUUUGCAGGCAGCAUAUGUCGAACCGGAGCGAGGGACUUUUUUUGGAGCUGCUCCGCCGCAGCCGCAGCGCCGCUUCACUUCCGCGUUGUCUGACACCGUAAAGCAGGAAGCACUGUAGUAAUGUGUAGGAGUUAAUCUGUCCCUGCUGCUGUUUACCUACAGGUGAAGUGAGGAGACAGGAGAAGCUAAAUGGAGGCUAACUAACUACUAACCCCCCUCCCUCCCUCCUAACCCGGACCAAUCCGUGCUACAGGAGAGGAACUGCGGUACAUUAGCACCAGGAUGCCAGCCGGAGUUUGUGGCUGCUGUGGGCCGCUGAGGCCGAGGUACAAACGCCUGGUGGACAACAUCUUCCCGGAGGACCCUAAAGAUGGCCUCAGUAAAUCUGACAUGGAGAAGCUGACCUUCUACGCUGUGUCGGCUCCGGAGAAACUGGACAGGAUUGGAGCUUACCUGGCUGAGAGGCUGAGCAGAGAUGUUGUGCGACAUCGUUACGGGUACGUGGUGAUCGCCAUGGAGGCUCUGGAUCAGCUGCUGAUGGCCUGUCACUCUCAGAGCAUCAAACCCUUCGUGGAGAGUUUCCUGCACAUGGUGGCCAAGCUGCUGGAGUCCAGAGAACCAGACCUGCAGGUCCUGGGAACCAACUCGUUCGUGAAGUUUGCAAACAUCGAGGAGGACACGCCGUCCUAUCAUCGCCGCUACGACUUCUUUGUGUCUCAGUUCAGCGCCAUGUGCCACUCGACUCAUGAGGAUCCUGAGACCAGAACCAGGAUCCGCGUGGCGGGCAUUAAAGGACUGCAGGGCGUUGUGAGGAAGACAGUGAACGACGAGCUGCAGGCCAUCAUCUGGGAGCCUCAGCACAUGGACAAGCUGAUCCCAUCCAUGCUGUUCAACAUGCAGGACAGUGAAGACCUGGACAGGGCGGGUCACCCCAGCACACCCUCAGGAACCGGUCAGGACGGCGAGGAAAACCCGGCGGCGCUGGCUGAGAGCUGCUUCAGAGAGCUGCUGGGCAGGGCGGCCUAUGGCAACAUGAACAAUGCUGUCCGACCUGUCUUAGUUCACCUGGAUAAUCAUCACCUGUGGGACCCCAAUGAGUUUGCUGUUUCCUGCUUCAGGAUCAUCAUGUACUCCAUCCAGGCUCAGCACUCCCACCACGUCAUCCAGCAGGUUCUGAACCACCUGGACACCCACAACAAGACCACACCGCGGGUCAGAGCCGGGAUCGUCCAGGUCCUCCUGGAGACGGUGGCCAUCGCUGCCAAAGGCUCAGUGGGUCCGACAGUGCUGGAGGUUUUCAACACUCUGCUCAAACACCUGAGGAUGAGCGUGGACUUCGAGCUGGGCGAGAGCUCAAGGAGGAACUCCAGCACCAGCGUUUCCUCCGGUCGCGGCAAAGAGAGCGAAGAGCGGAUCGUCCAGAACGCCAUCAUCCAGACCAUCGGCUUCUUCGGUGGAAACCUGCCAGACUACCAGCGAGCUGAAGUCAUGAUGUUCAUCAUGGGCAAAGUGCCAGUGUACGGGACCCCCUGCCACACCUUGGACACCGUCAAGAUUGGGCAUCAGGGAACCAAGAGGAUUCAGACCAUGCUGCUCAGCUCCCUCAUCAUGGUAACCUCCGGCUUCAAGUCUAAGUCCAUGGCAGCUGCGUUGCCUCCUCCUUUCCUGGACCCGCUCUUCUCCAUCUCGCUGAUGGAGGACAGCGAGCUGAGGCAGCUGGUGCUUGAGAUCCUGCACAACAUCAUCGAUCGCCAUGACAACCGCGCCAAGCUACGCGGCAUCAGAAUCAUUCCCAAUGUUGCAGCGUUGAAGAUUAAGAGAGAGAAGAUUUCCAAGCAAGACGUUGCAUUCAUGAAGAAGCAUGGCCAGCAGCUGUACCGCCACAUCUAUCUGGGCUGUAAAGAAGAGGAUAACGUCCAUAAAAACUUUGAGUUGCUCUUCACCACCCUGGCCAUUCUGACUAUCGAGCUCGCCAACGAGGAGGUGGUGAUCGACCUCAUCCGUCUCGCCAUCGCUCUGCAGGACAUGGCUCUGGCCAACGAGGAGAACAUGCCGAUGUUUAUUCGCUGUGGCAUUAUGGCGUUGGUGGCGGCGUACCUCAACUUCCUGAGCCAGAUGAUCGCCAACCCUCCAUUCUGUCAGCACGUCAGCAAGGUUAUCGAGUUGAGAAACAUGGAUGCUCCGUACCUCCUCCCAGAGCACAUCUUCAGAGACAAGUGUCCACUUCCGGAGUCUUUGGACAAGGAGGACAGACUGCUGUACUUCCAGACAUCCGAUAUGGCAGAGUGUCUGGCAGGACCAGGAUACAACGCAGAGAGACUCUCCAUCCCCUACGUUCCCCAAGUCACAGAUGAAGACCGUCUGACCAGGAGGAAGAGUUUUGUGGACACAAUCUCCCUCCAAGUGGACAUCAUGUCCAACAGCCUUCCAGACAAGUCUCAGCUGGCUGAGGAGAUCACGUUUGAGACCCUGAAGAAGGCCAUUGAUACAACUGGCCUGGAGGAGCAGGAGAGGGAGAAGAGGCGUCAGGUGAUGGAGAAGUUCCAGAAAGCUCCGUUUGAGGAGAUCGCCGCUCACUGCGAGUCCAAGGCGAACAUGUUGCACAACCGGCUGGCACAAAUCUUCGAACUAACAAUUCGGCCUCCACCCAGCCCGUCCGGAGUGGUUUCCAUCUCAGCGGGACACACACAGCACCAGUCCGUACCUGUCUACGAGAUGAAGUUUCCAGACCUGUGUGUCUACUGAAAAUAAACACACACACACACACACUUCCACAAAACAGCUGAAACACAAAAUGCUAAAUUGAAAAUGCUGAAAAAAGAACGACACACAAUCACAAUCUGUACUCCAGCUUCUUAUCCAGACCAGCACCAAGGUGUCAGUGCUGAUAUCAGGGACACAAAAUGCACUAAACCAGCCAUUUUCAAUUUGAUAUAGAGAGGAAUUAUUUGUCAAAAAGACUGAACUUCAUUAAGACCUUUACACACUGGGGGCAUGACAAAUAAACAACACAAACAUAUGAAAUACUCACUGGUUUCAGAAAUAUUUUAGGAUGGUGGUGGGACAGUCCUGCUGUGGAUAUGAGGACCAACUACCAGGAUCCUUUGCCCCAGAGCAGCCUCUGGUAGUUUAUGUGCUCGGUUGAUGACUUUAUUCAUGGUGGAAAAGCUCAGAAAAAAUAACCUUGCUAAAAAAUUGGCUGUUUUUUGCUGGGUUUUUAUGGGUGUUUAUGGUGUGUAAAGGCCUUAAGUCUCAUUCCCAAGUCUCAUUCCAGUCAAUGGUACUUCUGAAUCCAAUACCGCCACUUGUAACAUUUUUAAAAACCUGUAAAAGUCUUUUCCUGUUCUUUUUGAUCAUUAAUUGAACUUAACUCAGACCCACCAGCUCCAAAUGAACUGAUUUGCUGCACUUUGUUUCCUGAUUCACGUCUGUGAAAUGACACAGAUCAUAAGUUACCAAGUACAACAACAACAACAAAAUAAACUGCUUCCACUUUGAGAUAUCAGUCAAUCACCAUUUCUUGUCUAGCUAACGCUUCACACCUUGUACAUAAUGCUCUAGUCUCAAAUUAAACUCUUGUAGAAAAUGGCUAAAACCAGUUUCAGGCUUAAAACACGAAGCUGGUUUUAGCUGUAAACGCUCCGGCCUCAAAGCCAGCUUCUGCCUCCUAACAAGUAUCUGUUCUCAUGUUGAUCAGUAGGCGUCAGUGCAGUCACUAAUGAGUAGAAAUGUACAAUAUAGCUAUAAAAAUAUAACUUCACUGGUGGUAGAAGGCAGAUUAGUUUUAGGCUCACUGCUGCACGGCUGUUAACAACCUGUUCAGUCUAAUAAGUCGUCUCUGUUCAGUCAUUGCUAUUUAAAGCAUCAGAAAUGACUUCAACAACCAGCUAAGUUUCAUGUGGUGGAAAUGAAGUGAUAGCAAUACUUUGAUUCUGUGCUCGGCAAAGAGACUCUCAGAAGACAAGCCAGAGGGUUGUUGAGCAGAAAUGGCUUGCUCAUGGUUGGUGAUUGCAUGUUUGCUUCAGAUGUGUUCUCUUUGAUAAAGACAGUUAUUCAGACGUCAGUCUUUGGCAGCUGCAGUGGAGUGGUGCAAAUGUUUGGGUCCGAUUUCUUAUUCCUGAAGGUUUGUAAAGUGGCUUGUUUAUAAAAUUUGUCAAUCGUGUAAUUCAACUCUUUCAGAAACACUGGUUUGCUAAGUGGUUCUUGAACAUAGAGUAACACUCCAUUUGGCAAAGAAAAGUCUGUUUUUAUUUCCCAGAUUUUCUAAAAUAGACACAUGGGAGGUAACAAGAUUGUAAUGAGUAACUGCUGCAGCUCCCUUUGUCUUGUUAUUAUAUUUCAAGAAGCACCUGAUAUUAUCUUUACGUGACUGUUGGUGAAUCGCGUUUCAAGCAGCCUUGUCGAACAAAUGUCCGAAGGUCUUCCUCAAAACUGAACUAGUGAAUAACAAAGUGGCAGACAGGGAAAGAUCACAAAAAUUAAAUUAAAAAUCUAUUUAUGAGAAACAGUAGUUAAUCUCAAUUACCAGCAUGAAUUGAUUUAGUUUUAAUUGUAAAUAGAACUCCUGAUUUUCAGCCAGCAUCGUGUUGUUAACUGUUUUCAUACAAAUCUGGAAUGAAACCCUUUGAAUUGAGAUUAUAAUUGCAGAGAAGAAUUUAACUGAUUGUUGCUUUUUUCGUUUCAGUCAAAUGACUUUAGAACCAACAGAUGAUGAAAAUACAGACUGAGCACAAAACUUAAACUGCAAAAUACUAACACGUAAUAUCAUCAGGCACGUGAGCUCCAUGUACAUGUACAUCAGAUUUUUUUUGUAGCUGCUCUUUGGCUCAACAUAAAACAGCACUUAAAUACUUGUUUUUAAAACAGCACUCAUGUGCGUAAUGGUUACCUAACAGGCCAGAGCGAUAAGACCGCUAAACAAAUCUAAGAUGUAGACUGAGAAGGUUUUGGCUAGAUUCAGUUCCAUUGAACACAGGCAAGAAAAAUUAAACCCUACUUGUGAUAUCAACAGUAAAAACUAUUUCUUCCUACAGAAUUAGAUUUUGUCUGGAACAUCCAGGCUUUGUUCUGCUCUUCCUGCACAUAGUUUGUACUUUUAUCGUGAACAUUUCUGACUCAACCAGCAGCUUUAACUCCUCACUGUUCUGUUUGGCAGCUUCUAAAAUAAACCAAAACAUGUUUCAUUGCCAAAGACUCAAAGCUACAAAAAUGUUUGAAUCUAAAAAAGCUAUCUGAGCCAGUGUCCUGCAAGGAGCCAUAUGGAGCGUUUCAUUCCAAAAGAAGAGCGGUGGCGGCAGCUGACACCUCAUCAAAGUUAAUCUCACCACUGAAUGUAUUAAUAUUAAUCGCCGUCUUCAGCCACUCUGAAUACAAAGCGGUGACAUUUCGAAGGAUUUAAUCAGCGGUGCUUUUUCAACAGUUACCACCAGGCCACGUUUUGUUUCCUAAAGGGGUACAGGAGGCGUUUUUGGAACGAGAUCCUUCAUAUCUGACGAAGCUGCAGCUGUGAUCUGUAAUAACAGAUGGUUAUCAGUAUUUUCUCUGAUCCGAGCUCAGCAUAGGAAGAAAAAUCCCUCCAGCUGGAGGCAGAUACCUGCUGCCUUCAUUUGGUCUGAGCGACUGUUUAGAGCAGCCUCUGCUUUAAACCAGGUUGAAGGUCGGUCAGUGUUUCCUUUCAGAGAUGACUGGUUUGUUUGAGUGUAUCUAGAAAACAUCAAACUAAAUCAGCAGACUAGUUUGUGGAGAGGAGCUGUUUUUUAGCUGGAGAGAACAGCUGGAGAGAAUUAUAUGGUGUAAGAUGGAGAAAUAAGGUGGAGAACUGGAACUGGAGAUAGUUGAGGUGUCUGAGUUCUGCUGAGCAGGAUGUGAUGGAUGUUUUCUACGUGGUCGUGUACGUUUCAGAUGGUUUUGUAUGUUUAAAGUUGUGUUUGUGAACAAGAGGUUGGCUUAGUGAAGUUUAUGCAAAAUCACCAACAUGAGCUUGAUAAUUUAAAAUACUGGUUGUUCAAUUUUGAUGGCAAAGCAGCUUCUAAAUCCCUCUCCACCUGGUGUUGACACACACUGUAUCUGAAUUUUCUGGAUUAGUAAAAAUAAUGUAUCUGUACAGUUUAAGGAAAAAUUAGUAAAGCCUAUAGAGCAGCAUCACUUCAGGGGACUUUCAAAAGUUUGUUCCAAAGUUGCGUUUCAGAGGAAGCAGCAGUUUGUCCAUUUGCCAAAAAAGUAGUUUAAAAAUGGUUUUGUCCGUCUGAUACGUGACUCUCCUCUUGUACUUUGUUUCAGUCCCGUGAGAGCGUCCCACAUCACUCCCCUUGACCGUUAGAUGCUUCAUGUUUCUUGACAAGUUGAUGAACUCAGCCCACUUACUUUCUGUAUUCAGAUCCGAUUACAAUUAAAUGCAAAGACCUAAUAAUCAGAUGUUGUAAGACAGAUAAUGAAUAAGAUGCAGACUGUGGGUCAAUACGAGGUGCAGAUGGAGCAGCUGCUGAUUUUAAGAAUAAACCGGCCGAUGUGAGCAUUAGCUAAAAAGUUAGUUGACUUGUAGAAUCUCUACUACACUGUCAAAGGAUUUGAAGAUGAAAGAGAAAUAAUGAAGUAGCCUGAAUGAAAGAUAUUCAGAUAUUUUCCUCUGAUGCAGUAAACUGAUGCAUUACUUUUUCCGCAUAUCUACCCUGCGUAACGUCUUAGCUUUAAAUGCAAACUCUUAUGAUUUAAAAUCAUAGUAUCAUAGCUGUGCUUAAGACUGCAUGAUAUCUUAAUAUCAAGUUAUUGACCCCUGAGGGAGGCGGGAGGAGGGGCGCUGGGAAUUUAUCUUGAAACAAAAAAAUCCAUCUAAAUGAGUCAUUUCAUCGACUGGAUCCUAAAAUCUGGUUUUUCCUCAGUGGAAACAGAUUUUCCAGGUGAACAGUCGAUGAAUUGUUUGUUUAGAUGUGGCUGGAAUACGUGAUCACUUCCUCUUAUGAAUGUGUCAUUAUAUCAGUAUAUCAUAUAUUUUUGUACAUUUUAUGCAUCAUGUAUCGUCCAACUCUUGCCUGGUAGAGAUUUUGAGUUUUGGGAGAUUUUAUUCUUCUUGUUGAUCACAUUUAUCAAGAUGAAAACAGAUGCUGAUUUCUUAUUUCAUUUAGUUUUUUUCGUUGUUUACCGAGAGGUUGACGGUUCAGGGUUUCAAUGGGAUUGUGCAGUUCUUAUCAGUGUGGGAGAAAAAGUCUCAUUUAUGAAAAUAUUACUUGAUUUUUUUUUUAUUGUAGAAUGCAUUAUAUCAUUUAAAACAUGAUGGAAAGUAAAGAAUAUUAUAUCUACAGUCAGUUAUUUUUGCAUAAUACAGAGAAGUGGAGUGAAUCAGUGCAAUCUGCUAAUUUUAGCAUCUAGAUUUAUUAUUUUUUUCUCCAAGAAGUUGCAGCUUUUAGUUCAGACUCAGUUCUCAGCGAACAUCUACAUUUCAGAGUGUAACAGCAACAGACAGACACUUCACCAGCAUUAAUACAAGUGUAAACUGCUUCCACCUUUAAUUUAGAUUCACCAGCACCAGCGUUCAAAUGCCCUUUAAGUCCACUCAUAAUAACUGUAUUCAGUAAUCUGCAGCCUGAGGUUCAGCUCCUCGAGCCUGAGGCCAUUAAGAUACUUUAAAACCAUUAGCGGCCCAAUUGCAGCAGUUUGCAUCACAAAUCACAUCCUCCUCUGAGUCAUAGCUCAGUCAAACCUGAACACACGGACAUGAUAUAUAUGUUUUUAUUAGAUUCAAUGUGACUUACACUUUCUGAGAGUAUCAUUAUUUCUAAUGUCUGCUGAAAGCAAACGUCCAUAAAUCUGGUGAGAAAUAACAGGGGAAAAGAGGCUCUUUAAAGCUGCAGAACUUGCCCGACAAUCAUCAUGUUUUUGAGUUUUCUUCAGCAUAAAAUGAAUCCAGUGACAGUUGUCUGUAUAUCCAUGGGAACACUGCAAAAAGAAAGUGCUAACAGCUAAUUCAGCUACUUUUAAUGGAGCCAGUAAACAAAUAUAGGUUAAAGAAAACGAGUCUCAAGUUGUAGCUCACACCGAAUACAUGGCAACUUUACAUUUCCUGUUCUGUACAUGAUUAUACCCCAAGAAGAAGUAAGCUAAAUAGUAAUAAUAGUGUAUUAAUAACUUCUAAUAAAAUCAGUAAUUCUGAAGCUGCAGAACAGUGAAAAGUUCAUCAGUAUUUAACAAUUUAAUAAAAUAUUAAGCUCAUUUAACAUGUUGUGUAAACACGGUUCAUGAAGUUGACUUUUACCCGUUCAGAAUAUAAAGAUUGUGUAGUGAUUAGUUCUGGAUCUGAAUCUGUCCUGAGCUGCAACUUCUUCAAAACAAUGAGAAUCUGACUGAUGUUUAAAUUAGAGCAAAAUGAAUCUCAGAAGAGUUUAAAGCUUAGCUGGAUGCAGAAAUCAACCAGUCAUCUCUGCUACUUUUGAUAAAUGAAUAGAGUAUAUUUAAUAAUUUUAGCUUUGAAGAAUCAUUUGAAUCGUAGCAGCAGGUGUGUUAUCACAUAUUAAAAUAUAGUUAAUAACCGUUACAAUGAAAUAUGACAUUGUGUUUGCACUUCGAUCACUGUGUACCUGGUACUAUAGCAAAAAUGAAUCAGCACAGAUUAGUGUUACAAAUGAAUGAUUAGAUUGUUUUUUCCCCAAUGUUCAGUUUGUGAAAUGUUGUAUUCAAGAACUGUAAAAGAAUGUCCCUCCUGACCAGUGAUUGAAGUCAUUGUUGAGUCUUAAAAUCUUGAAAUUAAGAUAAGAAUCAGUAAAUGGGGUGAAAACGUUUCACUGCUGACCUGCCUUACUUUAAAUGCUGGAAAUGAAGAAACUGCUUUAAAAAAAAUUACAACACAAUGAACUUUUCUCACUUUUCAAGAUGGACAUUUUUCAGUUUAGCAACUGAAUUCUGCAGAAAAACGACAAGAACAAAAAAAACUGAGCUUCUGAUGAUGUUUUUUUAUGUUGGUGAUGCAACAGUUUGUAUUUUUGUGCCAGUUUUAGAGAUAAAAGUUGUCACGUCUGUGCUCGGCCUUCACAGUGACAGACUUUAACUGUUUCCAAACUGCUGCAAGCUUUGACUUUGUUUCAACACAAGAAUGAUUUUCAGAACCACUAGGCGGCGCUGAGGCUCGGCUCCAAGCUGAAGGUUCAGGAAACAUGUUCAGAUUUAAUGUCAGAAAUUUUACAAUCUUAUAUCUUAAUUUGAUCUUUUUCAACAGUUUGCAGAUGCACAACCUGCUUUAACUUUUGUUUUGUUUUGGUCAGUGAGCUCUUUUCUCAAACUGACUUAAUUGAUAAGAAAAUAAUCAAUCAUUUUCUGUUCAUCUGCAUAACUGAUUGAGCAGCAAAUUAUUUCAGCGCUAAUGUGUUAAGAAACUUUCACCAUCCCUCAGUUAAGUCCAGAACAAAGCCUCUACUGAAUCAGAUCUGACAGGUAAAUCAUUUCCUUGAACUACAGCAGCAGCAGAGCCUCAGCACUUUAUUACAAAGCCUCUAUUUAAUAGUAAAUUGUGCAUUGAGAUUAAUGUUCAAGAGACUAAAAUAAAAUGUUUCUAUCAAA